Messenger RNA from Nyctereutes procyonoides (raccoon dog), 11553 nucleotides. RefSeq names its product centromere protein F (gene CENPF). Gene Ontology annotation, biological process: regulation of G2/M transition of mitotic cell cycle; mitotic cell cycle; metaphase chromosome alignment. Bases 131 to 9319 code for a protein of 3062 amino acids. Gene Ontology annotation, molecular function: protein homodimerization activity; microtubule binding; transcription factor binding. NCBI's taxonomy places the organism in Eukaryota, Metazoa, Chordata, Mammalia, Carnivora, Canidae. Gene Ontology annotation, cellular component: chromosome, centromeric region; nucleus; spindle pole. The transcript has 20 exons. The record is from RefSeq and is a predicted model, not a curated record.
GCAGUUUGAAUUGGAUUUGGAGCUGAAGCCCGCGGAGGCUGCGCCGGCGUCCGACCCCGGAGGGCUCGGCUUUCCCUCCCGGCUCGGCAGUUGAUUUAUAAAUGUGUGAAUAGUAAAGAAAGAGAGCAAGAUGAGCUGGGCUUUGGAAGAAUGGAAAGAGGGCCUGCCUACGAGAGCUCUUCAGAAAAUUCAGGAGCUGGAAGGCCAGCUGGACAAACUGAAGAAAGAAAGGCAACAAAGGCAGUUCCAGCUGGAAACUCUGGAGGCUGCCCUGCAGAAGCAGAAACAGAAGGUUGAGAAUGAGAAAACGGAGGGUGCAAACCUAAAAAGGGAGAACCAAAGCUUGAUGGAAAUAUGUGAGAAUCUGGAGAAGACCAAGCAGAAAAUGUCCCAUGAACUUCAAGUCAAGGAGUCACAGGUGAAUUUCCAAGAAGGGCAACUGAACUCCAGCAAAAAACAAAUAGAAAAACUGGAACAGGAACUGAAAAGGUGUAAAUCUGAACUUGAAAGAAGCCAACAAACCGCACAGGCUGCAGAUGUCUCUCUGCAUUCAUGCACGACACCACAAAAAAUUUUUGCAACUCCACUAACACCAAGUCAAUAUUAUAGUGGUUCCAAGUAUGAAGAUUUAAAAGAAAAAUAUAAUAAAGAAGUUGAAGAACGAAAAAGAUUAGAGGCAGAGGUUAAAGCUUUGCAGGCUACUACAAAAGUGAGUCAGGCUAUUCCCCAAAGCACAAUGAAUCACCGGGACAUUGCACGGCAUCAGGCCUCUUCAUCUGUGUUCUCAUGGCAACAAGAAAAGACCCCAAGUCGGCUUUCAUCGAGUGCACUAAAAACUCCCAUGAGAAGAGAUUUGUCUGCAGCUCAUUUAUCUGGGGAACAAGAGGCGACUCCAAGUAGAUCAACUUUGCAAAGAGGGAAAAGAGAUGCUAAUGGCAGUUUCUGUGAUAAUUCGAGCAAUUCUCAUCUUUUGGAACAAUUAAAAGCCCAGAAUCAAGAGCUAAGGAACAAGAUAAGUGAUUUGGAACUACAUCUGCAAGGACAAGAAAAAGAAAUGAAAGGCCAAGUGAAUAAAUGUCACGAACUCCAACUCCACCUGGAGAAAGCCAAAGCGGAAUUAACUGAAAAAGAGAAAAUUUUGAAUAAAAGUAGGGAUGAACUCAUGAGAACAACAGCACAGUAUGACCAGGCAUCAUCCAAGUGUACUGCGUUGGAACAAAAACUGAAAAGAUUGUCUGAAGAUUUGAGUUGUCAGCGACAAAAUGCAGAAAGUGCCAAAUGUUCUCUGGAACAGAAAAUCAAGGAGAAAGAAAAGGAAUUUCAAGAGGAGCUCUCUCGUCAACAGCGUGCCUUCCAAGCCCUGGACCAGGAGAGCACACAGAUGAAAGGCAGACUCACGCAGGAGUUACAGCAAGCCAAGAACACUCACAAUAUCCUGCAGGCUGACCUGGAUAAAGUCACAUCAGGAAAGUACCAGCUAGAAAAAACAUUGGAAGAGUUUAAGCAAAAGUUCUGCAGAGCUGAACAGGCAUUACAGGCCAGUCAGGUCAAGGAAAGCGAGCUGAGGAAAAGCAAUGAAGAAGCGAAGAAGGAAUACAGCCUACUUAAGAGUCAGUCUGAGCAACAGGCCAGAGAGGUCUGCCACCUGGAGGAAGAACUGAGGAAGGCCAAACAGAGUUUGAGUCAGAGCCAGAAUUUUGCAGAAGAAAUGAGGGCUAAGAACGCCUCUCAGGAAACCAUGUUAAGAGAUCUUCAAGACAAAAUUAAUCAGCAAGAGAAUUCCUUGACUUUAGAAAAGCUAAAGUUUGCCUUGGCUGACCUGGAAAAGCAGCGAGAUUGCUCUCAAGACCUUUUGAAGAAAAGGGAGCAUCACAUUGAACAACUGAAUGAUAAGUUAAGCAAACUAGAGAAAGAAUCCGAAGCUUUACUGAUUGCUUUGGAGUUAAAAAAGAAAGAAUAUGAAGAAUUGAAAGAAGAGAAAACUCUCUUUGCUCAUUGGAAAAGUGAAAACGAACAACUUCUACGUCAGCUAGAAUCAGAAAAGGGGAGUUUGCAGAGUAAAGUCAAUCACUUGGAAACUUGCCUCAAGACACAACAAAUAAAAAGUCACGAAUACAAUGAGAAAGUAAGAACCCUGGAGAUAGAAAGUGAAAAUCUGAAUGUUGAGAUCAGAAACCUUCACAAUGUGAUAGACAGCAAGACUGUGGAGGUAGAGACACAGAAGCAAGCUUACGUAGAUCUACAACAGAAAGCCGAGUUCUCCGAUCAGAAACAUAAGAAGGAGAUGGAGAAUAUGUGCUUGAAGAUUUCUGAGCUUACUGGGCAAGUCGAAGAUCUAGAACACAAGCUUCAGUUACUGUCAAGUGAAGUAAUUGACAAAGACCAUCGUUACCAAGACUUACAAGCUGAGUAUGAGAGUCUCCAGGAUCUGCUAAAACCCAAAGAUUCUUCUCUCGUGACAAAUGAGGCUCAUCGCAGAAGUCUCUUGGCUUUUGAACAGCCAUCUGCAAUGAAUAAUUCCUUUGCAAAUAUAAUUGGAGAACAAGGAAGCAUGCCUUCAGAAAGGAGCAAAUGCCAUCUAGAAGCAGACCAAAGUCCAAGAAGUUCAGCCGUCUUACAAAAUCGAGUCACAUCUCUUGAAUUUUCAUUAGAGUCUCAAAAGCAGAUGAACUCUGAUCUGCAAAAGCAGUGUCAAGAGUUGGUGCAAAUUAGAGGAGAAAUAGAAGAAAAUCUCAUUAAGGCAGAGCAGAUGCAUCAAAGCUUUGUGGCCGAAACAAGUCAACGCAUUAGUAAGCUACAAGAAGACUCUUCCAUUCAUCAGAAUGCUUUUGCUGAAACUUUAGUUGCCCUGAAGAACAAGGAAAGAGAGUUCCAGCUUUUGAAUGAAAAAUUAGAAACUGAGCAAGCAGAGAUUCAGGAAUUAAAAAAGAGUAACCAUUUACUUCAAGAAUCUCUAAAGGAGCUACAACUUUUGUCUGAAACCCUGAGCUCAGAGAAAAAGGAAAUGAGUUCAACUAUUUCUUUAAAUAGGAAGGAAAUUGAAGAUCUGGCCCAAGAGAAUGAGACCCUCAAGGAAAUUAAUGCAACCUUAAAUCAAGAGAAGAUUACCUUACUCCAAAAAAGUGAGAGUUUUUCAAACUGUAUAGAUGAAAGAGACAAAAGCAUUUUAGAGUUAUCCAAUCAGUAUAAGCAAGAAAAACUUAUUUCACAACAAAGAUGUGAAGAAACAGGACGUGCAUUUGAGGAUCUUAGUGAAAAGUAUAAAGCAGCUCAAGAAAAGAACUCUGAGUUAGAAUGCUUGUUAAAUGAAUGCACUAGGGCUUGUGAAAAUAGGCAAAAGGAACUGGAACAUUUAAAGGAAACAUUUGCAAGGGAGCACCAAGCACUUGUAACAAAAUUAGCAUUAGCUGAGGAAACAAACCAGAAUCUAGUUCUAGAAUUGGGGGCAAUGCAGCAAGAUCUGAGAUCGGAGAUGGCAGAUAUCCAUAACAAUUCCAAGAGUGAGGUGGAUGGUCUAAAACAAAUCAUGACCUUAAAGGAAGAACAAAGUAAUAUACAAAAAGAACUUAAUUCCUUAAUACAAGAGAAGGAGCACCUGAUGAUGUUAAUGGAGACGAAACAAGAGCAUCAAAUUCUAGAAUCAGAAUCAGUUAGUGACUCUGUGAAAGGGGAGAGUGAGAUAAAUAAAUGUCAUGUUCAACUUCCGAUGGAUUUAGAAACUGGAAAUUUGCAACAAGACGCUCAGUCGCAAGAACUUAGUAGCCCUAAAGAUUGUGACGUAAGUACAGAAGAAAAAUAUAUUUCAGUGCUCCAUGAGUUGUCAACAAGUCAAAAUGACAAUGCACAUCUGCAGUGCUCUCUACAGGCAGCAAUGAGCAAGCUGAGUGAGCUAGAGAAGAUGUGUGAGAUGCUGCAGGUCGAAAAGCUUGAGCUAAUGUCGGAGCUGAAUGAUUCAAGAUCAGAAUGUAUCACGGCAACUAGUAAAAUGACAGAGGUGAUGGAGAAACUAGUAAAUGAAGUUAAAAUACUAAAUGAUGAAAGUGGCCUUCUCCAAGGUGAGUUAGAGAAAGAAAUGGCAGAAGGUGAAUCUGACGAACAACAGAAUGAGCAGAAAGGUGCGUCCUUAAAUCCUUUGGAUGACCGUAAUUGCUAUGAGCACUUGACAUUGUCAAACAAAGAAGUCCAAAUGCACUUUGCUGAAUUACAGGAGAAAUUCUUGUCUUUACAAAGUGAACACAAAAUUUUACAUGAUCAGCAUUGUCAAGUGAGCUCUAAGAUGUCAGAGCUACAGUCUUACGUGGAUGCAUUAAAGGCUGAAAAUUCCAUGUUGUCAACAAGUCUGAGAAACUUCCAAGGUGACUUGGUAAAGGAGGAGAUGCCAGAACCUCAGGCAGGGCAUUUUCUGUCCUUGUCAUUCUCUUGUGUGACUGACAGCCCUAGUCUUACAAGUUUGGGAGAAUCUUCUUUUUGCAAAGACCUCUUGGACCAGACGGGGGAAACCUCGCUUUUGAAUAAUUUAGAUGGGACUAUUGCAGCAAACCAGUCUAAUAUAGAAGAAGGGUCUUGCUGUAGUCCGGAGGAAGAGAGUCUGACCAAGAGAGAAAUUCUAUCUGCGCCAGGGAGGAGCGUGGAAGACCUUGAGACCCAAUGUCAGAUGUACCUGCAAUCCCUCAAAAAACUAGAAGACAAAAUCGAAAGUCAGGAGAUUCUGAAAAAUAAGGAGAUUAAAGAGCUCGAACAGUUAUUAAGUUCUGAAAGGGAAGAGCUCGACUCUCUCCGAAAGCAGUAUUUGUCAGAAAAUGAACGGUGGCAACAGAAGCUGACAAGUGUGACCAUGGAGAUGGAGUCCAAGCUGGCAGCAGAAAAGAAACAGACUGAACACCUGUCAUUUGAGCUCGAAGUAGCACGCCUCCAGCUACAAGGUCUGGACUUAAGUUCUCGGUCUUUGCUUGGCACUGACCUAGAAGAUGCUCUUCAGGGUGGAAACACUAGCUGUGAUGUAAAAGAAUCAGAAGAAUAUACUUUGGAAACUAAUGAGAGAACACCAAAGCGUGACAUUCAUCAGAUCUGUGAAGAAGGUGUUCAGCAGGACCUCAAUCUAGAGAUGGAAAAAAUAACCAAGACCAGUCCAGUCAGAUUCACAGGAGAAUGGUCUAGCAAAAAGUCUCCAGAAACCAGUUACGAGACCCUAGCGCAAGACAAAACACAGGGCUGUUUAGACAUUUCUGAAUUGUCACUUUCUGGUCCUAAUGCUCUAGUACCUAUUGAUUUUCUGGAGACUCAAGUCACCAUUGAGAAUCUUCAAUUGCAGGUGAAAGAGUCAUCAAAUGAGAAUUUGAGGUUACUCCAUGUCAUAGAGGAACGUGACAAAAAAAUUGAAAGUUUACUAGAUGAAAUAAGAGAGUUGGACUCAAAACUGGGUUUACAGGAAGCACAAAUAACCACCAAAAUGGAAGCAUGUGUAGAAUUAGAAAAAAUAGUUGAGGAACUCAAGAAAGAAAAAUCAAAUUUAAGUGAAAGAUUGGAAUCCUCUUCUUGUGACAACCAGGAGUUACACCAGAGAACAGAAAGUUUGGAGGGCCUCAAUUCUCAUUUAGAAAUAGGUGCAGAUAAAUUGUCACAUGCAGUUAUUGAAGAUAAUGUGGCCAACGUGAAUGACAACUGGAGAGAGCGGUUUCUUGAUGUGGAAAAUGAGCUAAAGAGGAUCAAAUCUGAGAAAGGUAGCAUCGAGCAUCAUGCCCUCUCUGUGGAAGCGGAGUUAGAGACAGUUCAGACCGAGAAGCUGUACUUAGUGAAAGAUAAUGAAAAUAAGCAGAAAGCUAUAACUUGCCUUGAAGAAGAGCUCUCUGUGGUCACCAGUGAGAGAAACCAGCUUCAUGGACAAUUAGAUACUUUGUCAAAAGAAAAGAAAGAACUGGAUCUGAUGUCUGAAAAGAUGAAGCAGAAAAUACAAGAGCUCGAAUCUCGUGAAGAUGAAUGUCUACAUCCCAGUGACAUGGCUGGAGCUGAGGUAAAGGACAAAAUGCAGCUCGUUCAGAGAUUGUCCUCUGAUGUAACCCAGCUCUUGGAAGAUAACACACGGCUCCAGGAGCAGCUACAGAGUUUGGAAAAGGACUCACAGGCCCUGUCUUUGGUAAAAAGUGAGUUGGAGAUCCAAAUUGAACAGUUGAAUAAAGAGAAAGAAUCACUUUCAAGGGAAUCUGAAAGCCUACAGGCCAGACUGCAUGAGUCAGAACACGAGAAGCUGACCGUCACCAAGGCUUUGGAGGGCGCGCUGAUGGAGAAGGGUGAGGUGGCAGUGAGGCUGAGCUCCACUCAGGAGGAAGUGCAUCAGCUAAGAAAAGGCAUUGAGAAGCUGAGGAUCCGCAUUGAGGCUGAUGAAAAGAAGCAGCUCCACGUUUUAGAGAAACUGAGGGAGAGCGAGCGAAAGGCGGAUGCGCUUCAGGAUAAAAUUGAGAACCUUGAACGAGAACUGCAGAUGUCAGAGGAGAACCAAGAGCUGGUGAUUCUUGAUGCUGAGAAUUCCAAAGCAGAGGUGGAGACCCUAAAAACACAAAUGGAAUUGACUACCAAAAGCCUGAAAGAUUUAGAAUCCGACCUUGUCACGGUAAGGUUCGAAAAAGAAAAUCUGAUAAAACAGCUACAAGACAAACAAGGUCAAGUGUCUGAAUUAGAUACAUUGCUCUCUUCAUUCAAAGGUCAGUUAGAAGAAAAGGAGAGAGAAAAAAUAGAGAUGAAAGAAGAAUCUAGAGCUGCCUUGGAGAUGCUCCAAACACAGUUGAAAGAGUUAAAUGAGGAAAUAGCAGCAUUGUGUCAUGACCAAGAAAUCCAGAAGGUCAAGGAACAGAGUCUGGACCCCUUGGUGCAGGAAAUACAUCAGCUGAGAAACAACACUGAAAAGCUGAAAGCCCGCCUAGAAGCUGAUGAAAAGGAGCAGCUCCGGGUCUUAGGAAAACUGAAGGAAACUGAACAUCAGGCCAACUUGCUUAAGGAUAGAGUGGAGAGCCUUGAAAGAGAACUAGAGAUAUCAGGGAAAAACCAAGAGUGCGUGGUUCUUGAGGCCGAGAAUUCCAAAGCAGAAGUAGGGACUCUAAAAGUAAAAAUAGAAGAGAUGGCCCAAAAUCUUAGAGAUUUGGAAUUAGAUCUUGUCCACGUAAGGUCAGAAAAAGAGAAUGUGAUAAAAGAAUUACAAAAAGAGCAAGAACGGGUAUCUGAGUUAGAAAUGUUAAAUUCUUCCUUUGAAAAUCUCUUGCAAGAAAAAGAGCAAGAAAAAGUACAGAUGAGUGAAGAAUCUAAAACUGCAGUGGGGAUGCUUCAGACACAAUUAAAGGAGCUAAAUGAGGAAAUGGCAGCCUUGUGUCAUGACCAAGACACCUGGAAGGCCCAGGAACAGAAUCUGCGUAGUCAGGUGGAUGCUCUUGAACACGAGAAGGCUCAGUUGCUACAAGGCCUUGAUGAGGCCAAGAAUAAUUACAUUAACGUGCAGUCUUCCGCAAACAGCCUCCAUCAACAAGUAGAAGAUGACAAACAGAAGCUAAAGAAGAAGGAUGAAGAAAUCAGCAUGCUGAGGAGUCAAAUUCACGACCGAGAGCAGCUUGCCUCCAAACUGUCCCAGGUGGAAGGAGAGCAGCAACUUUGGAAGAAGCAAAAAGUAGAACUGGAAAAUCAGAUGGUGGAAUUGGAGCAGAAGAUCCAAGUGCUGCAAUCCAAAAAUGACACGUUGCAGGCCACCUUGGAAGCACUGCAGAAAUCCCACAAGGACCUGGAGAAAGAGCUCGAAUUGACAAAAAUGGAAAACGUAUCCUUCAUUGAAAAAGUAAACACGAUGACCGGGAAGGAGACUGAGCUACAGAGGGAAAUGCACGAGAUGGCACAGAAGACAUCGGAGCUGAAAGAAGAAUUUACUGGAGAGAAAAAUAGGCUAACUGAAGAAUUAAAUACAAUGUCGGAGGAAAUAAAUAGCAGCAGGGGUCAAUUGAAGGAGCUCAUGCUAGAAAAUAGCGAGUUGAAGAAUAGUUUGGAUUGCAUACACAAGGACCAGCUGGAAAAGGAAGAGAAAGUUCGAGAAGAAAUAGCUAACUAUCAGCUACAACUUCAGGAAGCUGAAAAGAAACACCAGGCUUUGCUUCUGGAUACAAACAAACAGUACGAAAUGGAAAUCCAGACAUACCAAGAGAAACUGUCUUCUAAAGAAGAAUGUCUCAGCUCACAGAAGGCAGAGAUUGAUCUCUUAAAGUCCAGUAAAGAAGAACUCAAUAAUUCUUUGAAAGCUACCACUCAGCUUUUAGAAGAAUUGAAGAAAACCAAGGCAGACCACGUAAAAUAUACCAAUCAGUUGAAGAAGGAAAAUGAACGUGCCCAAGGGAAAAUAAAACUGUUGAUCAAAUCUUGUAAACAGCUGGGAGAGGAAAAGGAGAUGUUGCAGAAAGAGCUGUCUCACCUUGAAGCUACACAGGAGAACCAGAAAACAGGUACUGUUGUGGAUUCUAAUGCAGAGGAAUUAAUGGCUGAGAUGAAAGAACUGAAAGAAACUCUGGAGGAAAAAACCAAGGAGGCAGAUGAAUACCUGGACAAGUACUGUUCCCUGCUUAUAAGCCAUGAGAAAUUAGAGAAAGCUAAAGAAAUGUUGGAGACACAGGUUGCUCGUUUGAGUUCACGGUCUAAACCUCACCUCCAGAAUUCUCCUUUACUAAAUUCAGUGGUUCCAGAAGCAUCUCUAGCCCCUUCUGCUACUGAAAAGAAGUUAUCAUCCGGCCAAAAUACAGCUUCAGGCAAAAGACAAAGGUCCACUGGAAUUCGGGAAGAUGGGGGAGGCACAGCGUCUUCUACUCCAGAGACAUUUUCUAAAAAGAGUAGGAAAGCAGUCAAAAGUGAUAUUCACCCUGCAGAGGAGGCCAAAGACACUGAGUUUGAGCCAGAGGGACUUCCAGAAGUUGUAAAGAAAGGGUUUGCUGAUAUCCCAACAGGAAAGACAAGCCCAUAUGUCCUGCGGAGAACAACCAUGCCGACUCGGACCAGCCCCCGCCUGGCUGCACAGAAGUUAGCACAGUCCCCCCUAAAUCUCAACAAAGAAAAUCAUGCUGAGACCUCCCAACCAACAGCUGGUGGCAGCAGAUCACAGAAGGUCAAGGUUGCUCAACAAAGCCCAGCGGAUUCAAGCACCGCAUUCCGAGAACCCACCACGCGGGUCAGUAACCUUCCUGAGAGGAGUUCGGCCCACAGCCCCAGGGAGGGCCUGAGGGCCAAGCGAAGCCGGCUCGCCCCCAGCCCAGAAGCUGUCCCCGAGUCCAAGAGCAGCGAGAAUUGUAGGGUCCAAUAGAAGCGACCCUGUGUGUCAGGACCCUGGAAGGUGGCAGUAUUUAACCAGAAGACCAUGUGCCUGCAGGGGCUGUUGUUUCCUCAGGGAGCACGUUAUCAGUGGGAAGAAAACAUUUCCUUAUAAAUCUAAAUAUAUUGUACCCUUUACCUCCCCCAUGUCUAAGUAUUGGAAAAGUUUGGAAGCACUGAUCAACAACUCGUCACUUAGUGUAAAUGGCGCUGUAUAAAGCUUUUUGGUAAUGUUGCAGUUACAUGGCAGGCACUGUGUAACGACUUGUGUUUGUAUGUGGAUUUUGCCCUGAGACAACCCAAAAUACAUCCUCUGCUUCCAGUGAGCAGCUCCCAGGAAGAUAUAAACUUCUGCUUUAUGAUAUAUCCUAUGUGUAGAGCUAGGCAUGAAAUAAUUUUAGAUCAGGAAUUUCUUUGAGCUGAGAGUAAAAUGAAGGAAAAUCAUGCACACAUAUACACAUGUGGAUGUACAUACGGGGUUGAGUUCAUCCUUAUCUUCCAGUGUGUUUUCUAAAUGUUUGCCGAUUGAACCUGUGCAGAUUUGUGCGUGUGGGUGAUGGGAGUUUGUGUGUUUAUUUCCAGUGGGCCUGCUUGCAGGCACCUCGAAGAUGUAGUAUAUCAAGUUUUCUGUCAUCUUACUGUUUCUUCCUAAGACCAGUUUGUUACUGUUCUUUUAGUAUGUGUUCUCAUAAACAGUGAACUUGUGUUAAAAUAGGGCAUUUUUUUCCUAAUAAAAUAAAUCACUUUUGUGUUCUGUAAAAAUGAUUUCUAAAUAUAAAUGCAUUAUGGGCAUUGGUACGAUUUCUUGCUAACGUCAACAGGCUCUUGUAAAAGACUUUUUAACAAAUGAUACUAGUAUAUUUGUGAAUACAUUAAGUUAUAUUAGAAGACGUGAUUUGGAAUGUGGGUCAUGAAGACUACAUAGGAAUUAGGAAUAAUAUGUCCAGCCAGUGCCUGGCACAUUGUGUGUACCCAUUAAAUUGCAUCAGCAAGGAUACAAAUAUGUGGUAUUUUCCAGCUCGUUUAUUGAUGACAGGGUUUGAAAAUAUUCAGGCAUUAUGAGCCAUAUCAAAUCCCAAAACUUUGGAACAAGGCCUUUUGUCCUUGAAUCAGGGUAAAAAACUUUUCCAGGCCAUGAGCUAGUAAGAUAAUUUGCUCUUGGCUUUCAGUUCAGACUGAUGUAUAAACCUUGACAAAUACUGUCAUUUAUAUUUUAAAAUUGGCCUUUGUAAGGUGGCCUCUAUUGUUGAAUAAUGCUUCAAUAAUAUUAAGCUACUUAGUAUUCAUCUGUUGAAAGUGAUAUCCUGACUUUCCUCUUUCUUCAGUCGCUCCGGGUUGUGGUCUGGUGCAAUAUCCUUAUCAUAAAUCAUCCCAAGGCUGCCAUGUGCUCAAGGGCACGGCCCGAAGUAGACAUCGCUGGGGUCAGGCCAUCAGCUUUGUUGGCUGUCUCCAGUUAUUGGAAGAUUCCACUCAGUAGGACUCGCUGAGUAGUUCCAUGGGGUCCUUCAUCUUUUCCUAGGUGGACCGUACGUAGCUGCUGCUCCUUGUUACAGAGAAUACUUGGCAUGCCUUCCAUUUUUGUAAUUGUUCACAGUCAUUAUAAAUGGGCAGCCAGGACACUUACGUAUCCUCUUCCUCAAGCUAACAAUACCCCUUAUACCAUGAGCCAAGCUGCAUAUAGGAUGGAAAGUAAAUACUCCACAGUCCUAACUCUGAGGUACUUGAUAAGCCAGUUAAGUCACCGAUAAGAUCCCAGAUGACAAAUCAUAUGGAGAAAUAGAUCAGUCUGUAUGGUGAGGGGCUUUCCGGAGAGGAUUUUUGAAUCUUGAAUAUUCUGUAGAAACUCAGUCCUUUGGGAAUUAUCAACAGUUCCAAAGGGACCUCAUCUUUAAUUAAAAGGGAAUAAAAGCCAACAUUUAAUUGUAGUCUGAUUUCCUAAGAAUCACCCUUCCACCCCUUUAUUAACCUUUGAGAUUUAUUUGUGGUUUUUCUCAUUUGUCCUCACUCUAUUUAUUUUGUUGGAACUAUGAACUUUACCUGGAAAGAAGUCAAAACACUUCUUCCCAGGGGCCCCUAACUUUAGAUGAGGUGGGAGCCCUGUUCCACUUCCCAACUGGUUUGAGUCAAGGCAAAAACUUCUAUCUACUCUUAGGGUGACUGAGCACAUCAGUCUUAGGAUUUACAAGUUAGUUCUUCCAAAGUCAUUCGGGCUAUGACAGUAUGUUC